AUGGCCGCCGACGCGUCGGCGUCGCGCCCGCGCAUCCUGUACUCGGACGCGGGGCCGGAGCCGCCGUACCCGCUGUGCAUGGAGGGCGUCGUGAUCGCGGGCUUCGGGCGCGGGUCGAAGGAGCUCGGCAUCCCGACGGCGAACCUGCCGGUGGACGCGGGCGCGACGCCGUGGAUCGCGAGCGCCAAGUCGGGCGUGUACUUUGGGUACGCGGCUGUCGCGCUGCCCGCGGGGCACCCGGACCGGCCGGCGUCGCCGCGGGCCGCCGCCGCGGUGCGCGAGGAGGACGAGUCUUCUCCGUCCGGGCGCGUGAGCCCCACCGUCGCCCCGCCGUCGCCCCCGCCGCCGCCCCCGCCUGGCACCGCCUGGCAGAUCUACCCCAUGGUCAUGUCCAUCGGCUACAAUCCGUUCUACAAGAACGCGGUCCGCAGCGCCGAGGUCCACGUGCUGCACGCCUUCGCCGCCGACUUCUACGGCGCCCCGCUGCGCCUCCUCCUCCUCGGCUUCGUCCGCGACGAGCGCGACUACGCCUCCCUCGACGCCCUCGUCCGCGACAUCAACGUCGACUGCGACGUCGCCCGCCAGAGCCUCGCCCGCCCCGCCUGGUCCCCCCGCGAGGGCGCCGUCGGCGGCGCCCCCGGCGUCGUCGGCACCUUCGACGGCUCCUGGCUCGUCAGGGACUAG
This is a messenger RNA of Durotheca rogersii, 684 nucleotides long. Its product is annotated as riboflavin kinase. The record is from RefSeq and is a predicted model, not a curated record. Gene Ontology annotation, biological process: FMN biosynthetic process; riboflavin biosynthetic process. NCBI's taxonomy places the organism in Eukaryota, Fungi, Ascomycota, Sordariomycetes, Xylariales, Xylariaceae. The transcript has a single exon. Gene Ontology annotation, cellular component: mitochondrion. Bases 1 to 684 code for a protein of 227 amino acids. Gene Ontology annotation, molecular function: riboflavin kinase activity.